Messenger RNA from Pseudogymnoascus verrucosus, 1227 nucleotides. RefSeq lists its product as uncharacterized. The record is from RefSeq and is a predicted model, not a curated record. The transcript has a single exon. Bases 1 to 1227 code for a protein of 408 amino acids. NCBI's taxonomy places the organism in Eukaryota, Fungi, Ascomycota, Leotiomycetes, Thelebolales, Thelebolaceae.
AUGAAUACUCUAAAGCGCAGAUCCAGGCAUUCUGCUCAACGCCAUCUCCAAACUCAGCCCACAGCACUAGAAUCGCCCUUCCUCAAGCUCCCACUCGAACUCAUAUACCUCACAGCAAGCCACCUCCCCACCGAAUCAGUGGCAUGCUUGAGUCUAUGCAAUCAUUAUCUUUAUUCAAGCCUCAAAACAGAAUACCACCUCAAGACGGAGUCUAUCUUCACGAUCGAUAACCUGCAUCCUCCCAGAGACGCCGACUCCAUAGUAAUGAACGCCUUCCUCCAUCUCCUAGAACGAGACCUACCCCUCCACAUCAUCUGUCCCCACUGCAACAAACUACACUUCACACCCCUCGCCGAGCGGCACCUGGUAACAGAGCGAUAUUCUCCAACAACCAGCAAGACCUGGUCAAAAUGCCGGACCCGGGACUCCCUCAGCCAGGGCGUACGCUACACGCCGCCUCGUUUCAGCUCAACCAUCUUCCUCAUGGCCAUGAAAACCCACCGCCGCGGCUGCGACACCAGCCCGCUCCUCGACCUACUCUCCUACAAAAAGAUAGAGAGCUGCGCGGGGUUCACGCAACUCCACAUCUCCGAAGCGCGGAUCCGGAACGACAGCCUCCUCAUCCGCGACCAGAAAGUCUUCAUGCUCCCGGCGUCAAGGAAAAACCCCUUCACAUUGUUCGGAGAAUUCGGCUUCUGUCGCCAUUGCGUGCUUCACAGCACGGACGAUCUGCUCUGCUGCGGGAUCUACGUCCCGACGGUUGAGGAAAUGGACAACUACGUGAGUAGGGAGGGGAUUAUAUAUUGCAACUAUUGCCAUACGGAGCUGCGCAUCGAUUUCAAGAGCUAUGGGAAGGCGGGUAACGCGAUGUUCGUCACGCGUUGGAUGGAUAUCGGCGAGGGCCGCGAUGUCGAUGAUGUUAAGUGGAGGGUUCGACUUGGUGGAGGUAAUGAGUGGCUGUGGGACGAAGUUAUAUAUCCGCGUGGUUCGAUCUGUGAUGCUUUUGAGGGAGGCGAGGAUUUUGAGUUUGAUUUGAUCAUGACUAAGAAAGAUGAGAUGGAGUUGUUCGCGAGGCGCCCUUUGGUGGCGCUUGCAAGUGAGAGAGGUCAAGGAAAGGUGGAACCGAGUCAUAUGAUUAUUGAUGGCAGGAUUGUUAGGGUGCCCUCUACAGAAAUCGGCCGCUGUUGCGAUCAUAGCCAUCAGCAGUAUAGACACCGUCCCUUUUGA